Messenger RNA from Thlaspi arvense, 1338 nucleotides. The record is from the annotation of a GenBank genome assembly. NCBI's taxonomy places the organism in Eukaryota, Viridiplantae, Streptophyta, Magnoliopsida, Brassicales, Brassicaceae.
AUGGAUCAAUUUCUACAAAUUACUAUUGAGGUUUCGUUGAAGACACGUCAUCGGAAACUUCGCCGGAGAUUUUGUGUGCAGAUCGAUUCAGCAGAGAUGUUUCCUUCUUCAUCCGAUUUCUCUUUCUCACCGUCGUCGCUGUUCUCAGCGUAUGCAUCCCUAACCGGAUUCUUGAUGAUCUUCAGAUCGAUGCUCCGCGAUUUCGUGUCGGAGAAGCUUCGAUCGUACUUCGCCGGCUUAUUCGAGCGCUUUUUCACCCCAAAAUCGAAGAAUCUCACGGUGGUUAUCAACGAGAAGUUCAAAUUUAAAAUUAAUCAAGUCUUCGACGCGGCCGAGAUAUACCUUCGAAACAAAAUCAGCCCCGAGACGGAGCGAUUACGCGUCGCAAAAACCCCAAAGCAGAAGCACUUCACAAUCUUGAUGGAGAAAGGAGAAGAGAUCUCCGAUUCGUUCGAAGGCUUUGAGGUGAAGUGGAGAUACGUUCAGUCGGAGAACGAGAGUACUGCUGAGAAACAAUCGGAAGAGAUCAAGAGAAAUCUGAGAGUGGUGAAGCUCUAUAGCCAAAAAGUGAACGGGAGAGGCGACAAAGAUGGAUGUGCUGGUGGGGACUGGGGAUGCAUCAGUCUCGAUCAUCCUUCGACGUUCGAUACAUUAGCGAUGGAUCCGGGAGCGAAGAAGAAGAUAAUCGAUGACUUGGAGAGGUUUCUCAAGAGAAGGGAGUUUUACAAGAGAGUUGGUAAAGCUUGGAAACGAGGCUACUUGCUGUAUGGACCUCCAAGAACUGGCAAAUCGAGCUUGAUAGCUGCAAUGGCUAAUUACCUCAAGUUCGAUAUUUUCGAUAUUGAGCUUAGUAGUAUUUAUGACAAUGGUGACUUGAAGAGGGUUUUGUUGUCGACCACGAGUCGUUCCAUUUUGGAGAUUGAGGAUAUCGAUUGCAGUACUACUGAGGUGAAAGACAGGGAAGCUGAGAACCAAGAAGAUGAAAAAACUGACACAAAGGUGACAUUAUCAGGGAUUUUGAAUUUCAUUGAUGGGUUAUGGUCUAAUUUUGGAGAUGAGAGAAUCUUUGUGUUCACGACUAACCACAAAGAACGGCUUGAUCCUGCACUGCUACAUCCUGGAAGAAUGGAUAUGCAUAUCCAUAUGUCAUAUUGUUUCGGCAUAGCAUUUAGGACAUUGGUCUCUAAUUACCUUGGUCUAGAUGGCUUGAACCAUCCUCUUUGUGAGGAAAUCGAGAGGCUGAUUGAUUCUACGGAGGUUACUCCUGCUGAGUUAGCUGAAGAGUUGAUGCAGGACGAUGAUACAGAUGUUCUUCGUAGAGUACUUAGCUUUUGUUGA